GACGCCACGCCCACUUCCGCCCGUCGCCGCGCCCGGGGGCGGUCUGGGUGUCGUCACUUCCGCCGGGCGGCCCUGUGCGUCCGGGUCAGCGGCUACCUGUGCUGUCCGCGGCUGCGGCUGGGAAGUAGGCUGGGGUCUCCGCCGCCGACCGAGAGGAGCGGGCUCCGCUCGGCGCCGACUUCUGCGACCUGGCCGUCAGCCCCACGUCGCCGGUCUGGAGGGGCGAAGAGGACGAGGGGGCCGAGGCUUCCUCCGGGGCCACUGGCUCUCUGGAUCAUCAGGAGUUUGCAGCUGACGUUGAAUCCAGGCUGAAGAUGGAAGGCGUGGAACUGAAAGAAGAAUGGCAAGAUGAAGAUUUUCCAAUACCUUUACCAGAAGAUGACAGCAUUGAAGCCGAUGUGCUUGGUGUACCUGGAUCGGAGAGCCAGCCUGACUCACCAGAAGUUAAUGGGAAUAAAGUGAGAAAGAAAUUAAUGGCUCCAGACAUUAGCCUGACUCUGGAUCCUAGCGAUGGCUCUGUGCUGUCAGACGACUUGGAUGAAAGUGGAGAGAUCGACUUGGAUGGCUUGGACACCCCGUCGGAGAACAGCAACGAGUUUGAGUGGGAAGAUGACCUUCCAAAACCUAAAACUACUGAAGUCAUUAGGAAAGGCUCAGUCACUGCGUACCCCACCACAGAGGAGAAGGGGGAUGGGCGGCGCUGGCGCAUGUUCAGGAUUGGGGAGCAGGACCACCGGGUCGACAUGAAGGCCAUCGAGCCCUACAAGAAAGUCAUCAGCCACGGAGGAUAUUACGGGGAUGGACUAAAUGCCAUCGUGGUGUUCGCAGUCUGCUUCAUGCCAGAGAGUGGCCAGCCUAACUACCGAUACCUGAUGGACAAUCUCUUUAAGUAUGUUAUUGGCACUUUGGAGCUGUUAGUAGCAGAAAACUACAUGAUAGUUUACUUAAACGGUGCAACAACGCGAAGAAAAAUGCCCAGUCUGGGGUGGCUCAGGAAGUGCUAUCAGCAAAUUGAUAGAAGGUUACGGAAAAACCUGAAAUCCCUGAUCAUUGUUCAUCCCUCUUGGUUUAUCAGAACACUUCUGGCUGUUACACGACCAUUUAUUAGCUCAAAAUUCAGCCAGAAAAUUAGAUACGUCUUUAAUUUGGCAGAACUAGCAGAACUUGUUCCCAUGGAGUAUGUUGGCAUACCAGAAUGCAUCAAACAGUAUGAAGAAGAAAAGUUUAAAAAGAAACAAAAAAGGGUUGACCAAGAGCUAAAUGGAAGACAAGAUGAACCGAAAAGUGAGCAGUGAGCGUGGCCUGCAGGGCACGCCAGGCUGAAGACUGCAGCCGUGGUGCAGCCACAUGCUGCCGUGCAUUCGCGAUGCACUUGCUGGCUUGUAUUUUGUGUAAUCUGUGGCAAAUUGAUUUGACUGCUUAACGGACUUUGUGUAAGGGCCUGCUAGCUGCUGUCCUGGUUUUUCAAUCUCCCGGAUGUAGCUCUUUGGUGGCUACUCGCAUUGUAUCACUUGUAUUUUCUGUUGCUAAAUAGCAGAGAACUACACUUUAUAUAAAACAGUUCAUGCAUUUGUUUGUUGAAUAAUGCAUCUUCAGUAAAGUAUUUAUAUGCAUAAAUGGUAAAGGAAAGAAAUAAUAUAUAUUUUUAUGUUUUUGAACAAUAUUUUUUAAUGUAUACCUAUCUUGUGGAAGAAUAUGCAGGUAAAUAAGACCAUUUUAUAAGUGCAUGUUAGAAUUUUUGUUUUUCUAAAUGGUUGAAUACAUUUCCUGGGUAACUUAGAAAGUUAAGUUGCUCUAAGGCAGGAGACAGUGAAACUGAGUCUUAUGAUACCCAAAGAUAUAGAUAGAUUAGUGCCGUCCUGAGCUCGCUUGACGUGUACAGUUCUUUAACUCCAAAGUGCAAACACAAGUGGCUUGCACAUUUGCUCCUUUUUAAAAUGAGUCAAAAAGCCAUUUUUCAGAACUAGAGAACUUAAGCGGCUAGAAAUGAGGGUCUGUAUAUAUGUAUACUUGGGGCAUUCUGUCUUCUGGCCCAGAGUCAGAGCUGUCGCCAAGUCUUGGACUCGUUCACUGAUGUGAACUAAGUGGUGUGCUCAGAGCGCUGCCCCGAGCGCGCGGUGCCCAGGGUAUGGGGGCUUUCCUGCCACUCCCUGGGCACGCGGGGGGCUGCUGUGAACGUCGCUCUCACUGUGGCACUUUACCAAAACACUUCUGUGGCGGUCCUUUGAACUCAGUGGUGGUUUGACCGAGUAAGAUACGGUAUGUUUUCAAGUCAAAUCGUGUUGGACGGUUCUGUAAAUGAGGUUACUUUUGUAAGUCUUAGGGCAUCAUUUUCUUGUAUUCUUUGGGAAAACAUGUUUGAUACAAGCAUUUAAGCUCCUUGUUUCUUAUUUUAUAAUUACCUUUACAUUGAAAUAAAUUGUACUGCCAGACAGCUUAAUUACCCACAGAGACAUCGAUGGUCCCACCCGUGUCCUGUGCCUGCGCAGCACAAGGGUACGCGGCGUGCGCCCUACCUCCACACGUGCAGACACUGUCCCGCCAUCCUGUGCGUUGCUGUCCCAGAGUGACUUCCAGGGCAGCAGAAACCAGGCAUGUGCACGGCUCCCAAGAGUGGCUCUUGCCCGUACUGAACGUAGGCGUGGGCUAUGCUGCUGGCAGUUUUUAGCAUAAAGUUUCUCUUACAAAAGGGAAUUUUUCUUUGCUUUACUUUCCCCUCGGCCAUAUGUUAUUCUGCUAACUUAAAGUCUAGCCCAGGAGGUGCUGGAGGAUUCUCUGGAUGAAGUCUCAUUCAGCAGCCUCUCAGCUCAGCCACAGCAGUCCUGCCUGGAGGCAUUACAGUAAAUUCAGCCCCAGCCACCACCGUAGGGACAUUGUGAGUUGAGGAAGGCAGUGGGGAGGAGCCGCUCCGCGUGCUCUCUGGAUUCAGCGCGUGAGGGCUGCAAAUGUGAUGUAGGUCAGGCCGCGCUUAGACGCCGUGCAGGUCGGAACAGUGUGUGUGGCCUUGUCUGUGUGUCUCGGUGUUCUUAAAGCAAGUGGAACAUUCUGAUUGGUGAUUUUCCACCAGGUUAAGCCCUUAGCUCCUGAAUUUGAAAAAUGUAAAGCGUAACUGAAACUUUUUAUUGCUUAUUAACUUUUGGAGUCAUCAUUCCUAAGUAGAACAUUUGGGGAAAGUGCUGUUUUUCUAAUUUUUUUUAAAUAGAGGUAGCCUAAUGCUGUCAAAACAUUAUGAUUCAGAGGGAACAUUGAUGACACGAGUUACAGUGGAAGGGACAGGCUGUAAAAAGGGUGCCUUAAAAGGGUGCCUGUUUUAAUCUGCACCUUAAUGGGAGCUGCUGCAGGGUUAGACCUGCAAUAAAUGUUUCAUAUCUGCAAGACUCAAGAUGAUAAUUAGUAGAUUCGGAGAAAAGAUUUAAGUUUAGUUUUAAUUUGUAAUUAUGUAACAUUUUUCCUUAUUAUCCAUUUUAAUUUCCAUUACUGAUUUAGGAAAAAGUACAUCCAAUUCUGUUCUACUGGGGUCAUGGAUUUAACUUAAAUGGUUAAAUUUGCUCUUUCUGUAACCAGCUGUGAGUCCCUUUUUUAGUCAAAAAUUUCUCUUAAGAGGUGUGAAUAAUUGGAUGCUGCAUUCUGCUGAUCAUGCACUGAGGGGCUGCAUGAUAUGGAGCCCCCUUGUGCGCUUAGUGGUCAGCAGUACCAGUGGGGUGGAGAGGCCAAGAAGAAAGGAUUCUAGGUAGUAGCUGAAGAGGGAUAAGGGCUUAGCUCUAAGACGCCCCUGACCGAGUGGCUGAGGGCGCUGCACCAGGCAGCUGGGGAUGCCCUUCCUUGGGUCCAGCACGAACCCUGGAGACCGUGUGCUGAGGGAGAAAAGACCUGGGAUGAGCGUGGGUGCUUUCCUCUGCCUUCUGUCUCACUACAGAGGCAAAUUUGAAUGGACUGGGUUAAAAUUAUAAUGCUCUCGCGUCAGUAGUAGUCAAGCCUGUGAUUUUCUGUUUCUCAGCUGGAAAGCUCUGCGUCCAUACUAGACUCGUGGGCUGGCAGCGCAGCUUGGCGAUGGAGCGCUUGGGUGGCAUGUGUGGGCCUGGACGUUCAGGCCUGGAAGGGCAGGCAGGGAAGAGGGAAAGAAACCAAGAACUGGCCCGGACGUCCCUGCCAGCUGCACUGAAUGUAGCACUGAAACUGGCUGAUGGAUCAGUAAACCGCCACAGCAGAGUGGUUUUUUCAACCACAGUUCCAAAACUUAGGAGUAAAAGGCCUGCUUCCGGAUAGGCUGGAGGGAACUAUAGUGUUACGAUUUGGCUGUGUGAGUGCUCAGGGCAUUCGGAAAGGUGAGCUAGUGCAGAGGUGGCUCUUCAGAUUCCUUCGGUUGACGGAUGAAUUAGUAUUGGGGUACCUCUGGGAGAACAUGGGGGGUUGUGGCAGCUCCAGCGCUUGCUUUCCCAUGUUGUAAGUAGAAAAUUGUUGACUUCAGAGAUGACCACAGCCCAUUUUUUAUUUCAGCCAAGGGUUGUGCCCCUUCCCACCGCUACCCCCACCACCCUCCUAUAGAGAGAUUUGAGAAAUUGUCACAAAUUUCAGAGGAAUGGAGUGAUAAGUAAAAGGAAGUAAAGUGAGUUGGGCCUGUUUGCUACUGAGGAAUUUACCUUGCCGCAGGGCUUGGAAUUUGUGUUGUUGGAGAGGAGUCAAGGGCCCUGGGCAGAGCGCAGAGGGAGGAGGGCAGCACCCUCCCGGGCUAGUUUUUGGAGGUGCAGUGUAAAGUUAGAAUCUUCACCAGAAGUCCACGAGUCUGGAUGGCAAGAGAAAAUAAAGUGGUAUAUGAGACAGUAAGGAGCAGCGCUGAGAUUGCAACAGAACAGCUUAUCACAACUACAUGUAAUAGUAACGACACAUUACACGUGUUGUUUUGCAAGCUAAAAAUACUGUGAAAGCAUCCCAUAUAGCCUUCACGAGUUUGCUUUCAAGUUAAUGAACAGAAGUAUCAAGAUGUUUGCUUCAGAAGCCAUGUUUGCUUUUGAAGUUCUUAAACAUUUCAUGUUCAGUUUGACAAAGGAACUUGGAUAAUAUCAGCUACUUUAGGGUCCUUUUUUAGCAGUUGCUUGACAGUUUAUAUAAGCCUGCCUAGUAAGUAUCAGUGGUAUUCAGGGCUACUGACUGGCCCAACCCUUGAGACACGAUUCCCGUAAAACACAAUUCAGGGUAGCAGUGCACUUAAAUACGGAUUCAGAAAUAUGUUCCUUACCACAAGUUCGCAUGCUGUCAUUUGAAGAAACUGUGACCUGUGUUAGAUUGGUGUUGACUAGAACUGUCACUUCAGUGUGAAAAUUAAACUUUGCUGUCUGUCUGCUACGUGUUGGUGAGGUCCCUGUCAGAAGUGUUAGUAUUGGUCUUACAAUGUAGGAGACAAUAUUUUCUUUUCCUUUGACCUUUUAGGAGUACAGUAAUGUGUGUCCCUUUUUUGUUGCAGUUUUCCAACGUUAAUAAAUUUAAA
This is a messenger RNA of Octodon degus (degu), 5485 nucleotides long. RefSeq names its product BCL2 interacting protein 2 (gene Bnip2). The record is from RefSeq and is a predicted model, not a curated record. The transcript has 12 exons. The coding region runs from base 315 to 1295 and encodes 326 amino acids. Gene Ontology annotation, biological process: apoptotic process. Gene Ontology annotation, cellular component: cytoplasm. NCBI's taxonomy places the organism in Eukaryota, Metazoa, Chordata, Mammalia, Rodentia, Octodontidae.